Molecule: messenger RNA, 4287 nt
Organism: Psilocybe cubensis
Lineage: Eukaryota; Fungi; Basidiomycota; Agaricomycetes; Agaricales; Agrocybaceae
Exons: 6
Coding region: 1-4287 (1428 amino acids)
Cellular component (GO): cell periphery; cell septum
Molecular function (GO): chitin synthase activity
Source: RefSeq, a predicted model, not a curated record
AUGGACAACAGGGGUGCUGACAGGCGGCCUCCCCGCUCAGCCCGCCCCACUUCCCAUUCAGCCUCCCCCAACCCCCAGCAGCAGCAGCAGCAGCAGCAGCCCCGCCCGCCUAUUCACCCAUCAGAGGGCUCCAAGGCCGGCGUCUCUUUUCAAGAUGUAGAGCAGGGCGACAGGAAGGGUCAUCUUGACGACCAUAGGCAGCGCAGCGCCUCCGCUUAUGUCCCCCAGCUCUUGAGCGGCGAUCCAGAGCACUCGGACCAGUUCGACCCUGCGCGUGUGGCGAGGAAGAAAAGUCUCGUGCGUCCAGAUCGCGAGAAGAUAGAUCCAGGUCACAGGCAAUGGCACUAUCGCAGUCAUGUAGCUCAGCUCGAGGAGGAGGGGGCAGGCAGAGUGGGCGUCAUGCCGUCAUCCACAGGAAACUACCCUCAGCUGCGCAGAGGUCGUUCUCUUCUUGCCCGAGAAGAGGAUGUACACGAGUCAGGCCUUGCCCUUUUCAAACGCGGCCACACCCUUCGAAGGAAACGCCAGCAGCCUUCCACAUCUUCUGCGCCUCCGAUUCCAGAGCCCAAGAAAAAAUCAGGGCUAUGGAAGGGCCCUGGUCCUGGUGGUCCCUGGAUGACUUACUGUAUGCUCCUUACUAUCUUGGUCCCCUCAUUUCUCUUAAAGUCUUGUGGAAUCCGCAGUCCAGAACAGCAGCGAGCCUGGAGGGAAAAGAUGGGACUUUUAUCCAUUAUUGGAGCACUGAUGGCUGGCGUCGGUUUUCUCACCUUUGGUUUCACCAUAAGUGUCUGUGGGAAACCUCCUAAUCGAUUUCAUGGUGGUGCCAUUGGUGACGACCACAUUGGAAAUGGCUCAGUUGUUAUCCAUGGCUAUGAUUACAACUUCACAAACUUCCGUCAUCCAGCGGCCGGCAGUACCUUUAAUGGUACCACCAACCCUUUGUUGACUGGUGGUUGGAAUCUCGCUGGCAACGAUGCUUCGUUUUUAUUCCAAAAGACAAAUCAAAACUGUUUGGGAUUGAUUACGCGCGCCUCUAGCUCCAGCAUCACCGGCAAUGGCAACCGUCUUGACUGGUACUUCCCCUGCAACAUCUUCAGUCAGUACGGUGCAUCUGGUGCCAACAUUACGGGAUACGAAACGCCGACGAAUUGCCAUCUUACCUCCAAUGCUCGCGCAUUACUGGAAAGAGUGCAAGUUCUUGGUCAGGUCUACUACACAUGGGACGAUAUCAAGAAUCCAAAACGCAACUUGGCUGUAUACGGGUCUACCGUUCUCGACCUCAACCUGCUCAACUGGCUCAGUGGGGCACAAGUAAACUACCCCAAGAUCUUUGACGACAUGAAAACACCCAACGGGACCUUCAAUGGUAAAGAUCUGACCAUGCUCUUCGAGCGCAGCAAGCAGCAGCAACUUGGACAUUGCUUGCAAGAUAUUGUCAACAUUGGGUUCAUCGACACCAACUCGAUCGGUUGCGUUGCUUCGUCAGUCGUCUUGUACCUCUCCUUGAUUUUCAUCAUUGGUGUUGUCGGCAUUCGUUUCAUUAUGGCCGUCAUGUUCCAGUGGUUCUUCUCUUGGAAGCUUGGGAAUUUCCCUCGCGAAACUUACGAGCAGCGGAUGCAAAGGUCUACUGAAAUCGAAAACUGGACGAACGACAUUUAUCGCCCCGCUCCCAGUGAACUUCGUCCUAAUGUCAACAAGAACGGCCUUCGGCCAGGAAAGGGCAAUCGAAAGACAUUCUUGCCCAGCCAUUCUCGAUUCACUCCAUCCGAUAAUCUUUUGAAGACAACAGGAGGCAGACCGACUACCGCGUACGGCAUGCUUGAUUCAUCAAACACAAACUAUAAACGUUCCACAAUGUAUUCAACCAAAGGUGGGAAAGGCACACCACCUGACUCACCAAAUUAUAGACAGUCCAGGAGCACAAUGUCACUUGCGGAAGGAUCUCCUCGUGGUAAUUUCGCCGACAAUCCUUGCCCCUUCCCAUUGAUCAACGUCGUGCCACAACCUCCUAUCGACUAUGAGCCUUUUAAUUUCCCUUUGGCACACACUAUUUGCCUUGUCACAGCCUAUUCCGAGUCGGUUGAAGGUUUACGGACGACUCUUGAUUCUCUGGCGACUACAGAUUACCCCAAUAGUCACAAGGUUAUUCUUGUCAUUGCCGAUGGUAUGGUCAAGGGUGCUGGCAAUACGAUGACGACGCCGGAGAUUUGUUUGACGAUGAUGAAGGAAUUCAUCAUCCCUGUCAACGAAGUCGAACCUCACUCCUAUGUCGCUAUCGCUGACGGUCACAAACGACACAACAUGGCCAAGGUGUAUGCAGGUUAUUAUGAUUAUGAUGACGCUACGACAGAACGCUCGAAACAGCAACGUGUUCCCAUGGUCCUUGUCGCCAAAUGUGGUAAUCCUCUCGAGGCUAACGACCCCAAGCCAGGAAAUCGUGGCAAGCGCGACAGCCAGAUUGUGCUUAUGGCAUUCCUACAGAAGGUCAUGUUUGACGAGCGUAUGACGACAUUCGAGUACGAAUUCUUCAACUCUCUUUGGCGUGUUACAGGAGUCAGUCCAGAUCGGUACGAGCUUGUGCUCUGUGUAGAUGCGGAUACAAAGGUUUUCCCGGAUUCGUUGACGCGUAUGGUCAGUUGUAUGAUUCAUGACGAAGAUAUCAUGGGUCUCUGUGGAGAAACGAAGAUUGCGAACAAGGCAGAAACCUUUGUGACAAUGAUGCAAGUCUUUGAGUACUAUAUCUCUCACCACAUGACCAAGGCUUUCGAGUCUAUGUUUGGAGGUGUAACUUGUUUGCCUGGUUGUUUCACCAUGUACCGCAUCAAGGCCCCUAAAGGCGACUCCGGUUAUUGGGUGCCGAUUCUCGCCAACCCCGAUAUCGUGGAGCACUAUUCAGAGAAUGUGGUCGAUACCCUUCACAAAAAGAACUUGCUUUUGCUCGGAGAGGAUCGAUAUCUCACGACCCUCAUGUUGAAGACUUUCCCAAAGCGCAAGAAUGUAUUCUGCCCUCAGGCUGUUUGCAAGACUGUUGUUCCCGAUACAUUCCGCGUUUUACUGUCCCAACGUCGUCGCUGGAUCAACUCAACGAUACACAAUUUGGCAGAACUUUUGUUAGUUCGCGAUCUUUGCGGUACUUUCUGUUUCUCAAUGCAAUUCGUGGUUGGAAUGGAAUUGGCUGGAACCCUCGUCCUCCCUGCGGCUAUCGCCUUUACCCUAUACCUCAUCGUAGUCUCUAUCAUUCCGGGAGGAACAAACACCACUAUUCCUUUGAUCCUUUUGGCCAUUGUGCUUGGUCUUCCGGGUCUGUUGAUUGUUGUCACCUCGCGCAAAAUUGCCUACGUAGGUUGGAUGUUGGUCUAUCUCAUCUCUCUGCCCAUUUGGAACGGACUGCUUCCCGCUUAUGCCUUUUGGCACUUCGACGACUUCUCAUGGGGAGAAACAAGAAAGGUCCUCGGUGAUAAAGGUGGUGAUCACGGUGAUAAGGAGGGAGAGUUCGAUUCUUCGCAUAUUGUGAUGAAACGAUGGGCAGAAUUUGAGCGUGACCGUCGCUGGAAGAGCGGGACGCAGUCAAGAGAUUCUACCUACGAGAGGAAGACUGAUAGUAACCGUUAUUCGCUGGCAUCCAAUUCUGACCUUACACAUCAACCACCUGCAUUUGACGCGAGUACUUUGGAAUCUGCGAAUUAUAGCAACCCUCGUCCAAGACAUGAUAGCAAUGCCCUGCUAAUGCUCCCUGCUCCGCUAGCCGUCAGCAACAGGCAGUUAAUGUCUUCCGCGUCUUCUGUUGGAAUGUCAAGGUCAAGCGAAGAUGCCAAUUACCCCCCGGAUAAUGGCUCGGGAUCCAACCUCCGUCUAAUUCCAAGUCCCCAGACGAAUGAUAGUUACACGACAGAGACAUCCGAGUCUCCGUCGGCCAAUCAACGCCUCCUUUCUCCAACCUCUCCCUUCGACCCGCGCUUCAGCCGACAAGGCCCGAGUCCUCAACCGCCCUCCGAUCCGCAAAACCCGUUCCGAUCACAAACGACAUCACCUACGAAUUACGACGAACACACACCAUUUGUGCCGGACUACGAUGACCCCACCGGACGAGGGGGACGAGGAGUGCGGCUUAUGGACUCUGGACCUGUUCCUGGUCCGGAAGGUGUGCGCCGUGUUGCACGACAAGCAGGCAGACGGCCAACAUCGCAAGCUCCUCCCCAAAACCGUUACUCUCGAAGUUCGACGGUGUUUUCUCUCCCGCCGGGUGCAGCACCACCGCAGCCAAAUUAUGGCAGCCCUCCACAGUGA